CAACGACAUUGAGACUUUGGUUCAACAAACCCCUGAACGAGCAGAAAGACAACCUGGAAGACACGAGCAGCGAGUGACAGCACCUAUCCAGGAGUAGGUGUCAGGCAAUGGAAUCCAAGCCGGCCGCCGAAGGGCUGCGCGCCCGGCGAAAGGCGGAUCCUAACACGGUACCUAACGUUGUACCGCUAGGCACAACGGCUGCGGCAGACGAGAAGAAGGCGCGCCAAGUACACGCCCAGGUCGCAGCUGCCCAGGUCCGGGAUGUGCUCAGCUUGCUGCUGCUGUUUCGGUUCAUCAACUCGCUUUGCCUGCGCACCUUCUUCCAGCCAGAUGAGUACUUUCAGGCGCUGGAGCCGGCGUGGAGAAUGGCCUUUGGCAGCGAGAGCGGCGCCUGGCUGACUUGGGAAUGGCAACAUCAGCUCAGAUCCUCGCUGCACCCGGCAAUCUUUGGGCUGGUGUACAAGGCUGUGGAUAGUUUGAUGAGCUUCCUCCAUCUGUUUGUGCCGUUCAGGGCCUUUAUCCUCGUCGCCUUGCCGGGGACUCUGCAGUCCGUCUUUGCCGCGCUGGCCGAAUUUUACACGUGGAAGCUUGCCAUGGACAUCUACGGCAAGGAAAGCAAUGCUCCAUGGGCUGCUUUGUGGAUGACGGUGCUCAACCCCUGGCAGUGGUAUUGCUCCACAAGGACCUUUUCCAACUCGCUGGAGACAACUUUGACCAUAGCCGCCCUGGCAUACUGGCCAUGGGCCCUUUUCCGAGAUGAGAAGGCGGGCAGUGGUUUGUCCUUACUCCAGAAACACACAGUUACAAGCCUCCGGAUAUCGCUCGUGCUUGCAGCCAUUGCCGUCUUGUUACGGGCAACAAAUCUGAUUAUAUGGCUUGGCGUUCUGAGUCUGUCACUUCUGAGGCCGACUGGUAAAAGUAAACCAGCGCUGGGAACCUCGUGCCUGAUCGUGCUCAUCCGAGAGAUUCUGAUCUGCGGGGCGGCAGUCCUGGCGCUUUCUCUCGCAUCUGAUCGUCUCUACUUUGGUUUCUGGACGUUUCCGCCAUACAAGUGGCUCUACUUCAACCUCUCGCAGGCGCUUGCCGUCUUUUACGGCCGCAUGCCCUGGCAUUACUAUCUUUCCCAGGGCGUCCCCCUCCUGACCACUACUUUUCUCCCUUUUUGCGUGAUUGGUCUUUGGAAGGCUUUCUCCUCGCCCCAGAAGCUUCCUAAUAGCCAAUCCAGCGUUCUCAGGACCCUUUCCUUGGUCUCUGCGGGCAUGAUUUUGCUCCUUUCCCUCAUCUCCCAUAAAGAAGUCCGCUUCAUCUACCCACUCCUACCAAUCUUCCACAUCGCCGGGGCGCCAUACAUCACAUCAUUCUUCACCAAAGAGCCCACCGCAUCAUCGCCGCAGUCAACCUCCAGCCCUGUCUCUCUCCGCCACAAGCACACACUCGCAUACAUCCUCUCCAUCAACCUCUUUUUAGCUGGCUACCUCUCUCUUUUCCACCAGUCAGCACCCCUCUCAGUUGUCGAGUUCCUCCGGACGGACUUUGAGCGCCUCCAUCCGAAUGUCCUAGCUAUCAGCAACCAUGAUAACCACAGCAAGAACGUCAGCGACAGUACCGAGCUAUUUGCCCUAUUCCUCACGCCCUGCCACUCUACCCCUUGGCGAUCGCACCUCGUCUACCCGGCCCUGCGCGCGCGCGCGCUUACCUGCGAGCCGCCGCUGAAUACCGCGCCCGGCAGUGCCGAGAGGAAUGCCUACCUUGACGAGGCCGAUCGCUUUUACUUGGCCGCUCCGGAUGGGGAGUACGGGGUUAGGUUCUUGGCCGAGGAGAUGUGGCCGGCCAAAGGCAAUGGGCGGGCAGGUGAGAUUCCGCGGUAUAUUGUUGGGUUUGAAGGUGUGGAAGGGGUGCUCAAGCGGUUUUUUGAGGGGGAGGAUGCCCCUGGCAAGGACAUGGGCGUCAAGCUCAGGAGGGUGUGGGCUGCGAGGAACGGGUGGUUCAAUGAGGAUUGGCGGAGGAGAGGGAGUUUGGUGGUUUGGGAUACCGGGGUUUAUGAGGGGUCUUAUGGUGGUGGGUUUUGAAGGGGGAAGUUGUACUGCGAGUGAAUUAGUGGGUGGAAUCUCUGUUACUUGUAUGAUAUUGUCAGGGGCGGUACUGAUAACUAGACAUCCGACUAUACACCCUUUUCGAACGUCUUCCCUCCCAUCUCCCUGUCGAAUUCGGCGCACUUAGUCAGCCCGCAGAGCUCGAAAAUGUCGCGAAUCCCGCCGACCACCGUCUUCCCGUCGGGCCCAACGCGCUCCUUGAUGGCCCCCGUCGUCUUCAGCUCCUCGGC
Canariomyces notabilis is the source of this 2323-nucleotide messenger RNA. RefSeq names its product glycosyltransferase family 22 protein. Gene Ontology annotation, cellular component: endoplasmic reticulum membrane. The coding region runs from base 108 to 2069 and encodes 653 amino acids. Lineage: Eukaryota; Fungi; Ascomycota; Sordariomycetes; Sordariales; Chaetomiaceae. Gene Ontology annotation, molecular function: alpha-1,2-mannosyltransferase activity. Gene Ontology annotation, biological process: GPI anchor biosynthetic process. The transcript is spliced from 4 exons. The record is from RefSeq and is a predicted model, not a curated record.